Molecule: messenger RNA, 671 nt
Organism: Mustela erminea (ermine)
Lineage: Eukaryota; Metazoa; Chordata; Mammalia; Carnivora; Mustelidae
Gene: C17H1orf53
Product: chromosome 17 C1orf53 homolog
Exons: 3
Coding region: 83-520 (145 amino acids)
Source: RefSeq, a predicted model, not a curated record
CGCGCGCCGGCGCCCCGGCCCGCGUGGCCGCCCCGCCGGGCCCCUGUGUCGGGCGCUCCGCCUCUCCCGGCCGGCGGCGGCCAUGGCGGCCAGGCAGAUCCCAGCGUCCGCGCUCGCCGCCCUCGGUAGGCUACCCCAAGCUUCCCGGCCACCUCGACUUCUCCCGGUCGUAGGAGGGUUCCCGCAGCACCUCGGCUUAACCCUCUCCUCCGCCGCUGAGGAAGACCGCAGAGGCUCUGGGCCCCGCUUGCAAGGCGGGCUGAAGGGAGACGGCAGGCGUCCGGAGAGCGAAGGGUUAACAGCGGCCGAGCGGCGGAUCGUGGACCUGCACGCCGCCGCCUGCGCGACUGGCCAGUUAAACUACGUGGAUCCAGCUACUGGCUAUACUGUGCUCACACGGCUCGCCCACUUGCAGAGAGGUAAAUGCUGUGGCUCUGCCUGCAGACACUGUCCAUAUGGUCAAGUCAAUGUUAAAGAUCCAUCUAAAAGGAAGAAAUUCAAUUCAUAUUUUUAUGUUUGACAACAAUUUCAUCUCUGUUCUCCAUCUAAUGGAGCCUGUAUUAAAAAAAAAAAAAAAACCCUAACCCAGAAUUUCUGUCUGUGUUGUUAGUCCUUGAACACUAGUUUAAUUAUAAGUACAUAUAUUAAAAGAACAUCAAUAAAAUGAAAAA